Paramecium tetraurelia is the source of this 1704-nucleotide messenger RNA. RefSeq lists its product as uncharacterized. The transcript has a single exon. The record is from RefSeq and is a predicted model, not a curated record. NCBI's taxonomy places the organism in Eukaryota, Ciliophora, Oligohymenophorea, Peniculida, Parameciidae.
AUGAUCCUCUUAGAGUUUAUAGGAAACAUAAUUGUUUCUUAUUUCAUUAUUUAGUUGUUUCAAUAUUGGAUAAAAAAAGAGGAAAACAAGAGGGGAUAAAGAUUACUUGAAGAAGAAUAUAUAAAAAAGGUGGAAUAAGAAAAAAUCAGAGAAGAGCAAGAAAGGAACUAAUAACUCGAAGAAGAAAAAAGAAGGAAAGUGGAAUAAGAAAAAAUAAUAUAGGAGGAAGUAAGGAAAAGAUAGAUUGAAGAAGAAAAUAGAAGAAAAGUUGAAUAGGAAAAAAGGAUAGAAGAGCAAGAAAGGAUAAGGUAAAUCGAAGAAGAGAAUAAAAGGAAGGUCGAAGAAGAGAAUAGAAGAUAGGAGUAGGAAAGGAAUAGAUACCUCGAAGAAGAAAAUAGAAGGAAAAUAGAAUAAGAAAAAAUAAGAUAAUAGCAAGAAGAUAGAAAGAGAGUAUAGCAAUAAAAGGAAAGGAAUAAUUAGCUCUUAUAACCAAUUUAAGAUUAAGUAUUGAAGCAAUAACAAAUUUAAAAACAACCAAUUCAACAAUAAAUAGUGACAUUAAACUAAGAAAUAUAAAAAUUAGACAAUAAUAAUAAACUUACAAAUAAUCAAAAAUAAUAUUAUAAACAUUAAUUUUAAUAAUAACUAUUUACAAAAUUAAAGGAUUCAGGUUAAGCGAAAUCAAUUCCUCAUAUAAAGUAAAAUAUUGAGGCUUCAAAUCCAGAAUUAGCACUUUAUGUUUUAAAGGAAUCGUUAUUAAGAGAUUAAAAUAGAGAAUUACUAGCAACAAGUUAAUAGUAUUCAAAUGGAUUUGAUUCAAUUUUAGGAGCAUAUGGUUCUGAUUAGUCUUGUCUUAAAGUUAGAAACACUAAUCUUGAUUAUGAUUCCAUUGUGAAUGAUACUCAAUUAUUAGAAUAGCAUUUAUUAGAAUUUAAAUAAAAACUAUCAAAUUCACUUAAUAUUUCAAUUGAUUAAAUUGAAAUUUUGGGAGUAUCAAAGGGAAGUUUUGAAAUUAAAUUUUAAAUUACAGGAAACAAAAUCGAUGACAUCCAAUAAUAGAUUUACAAUAAACCAGAAGCCUAAAAAUUUCUGAAGGAAUAUUGUAAUGGCAAAAUUGAAUAGGUAGCUUAUUUUGAUAAAGCAAGUGCAUCAGGAGCUGUUCUAUCUUCUGAUGAUUUUAAUCCUUCUCACAAUAUGAGUUGGGAUGGUUUUCAUGAGAAAGAAUAGAGAGGUCCUCCUUAUCAUAGAUAUGAUUAUUAUUUUCCAAUAGGUUGUUAUGGAUUUGGGUUAAAUGUAAAAAAAUAUGGAGAUAAUUAAGAUUGGAUAUUAAUGAAUGGUAACCAGAAUGAAUGGAGGAUUAUGUAUCAUGGAACAAAACAACACUUUGUUGGUGGAAUUGUGAAAAGUAAUUUACAACCUGGAACUUAAAAUCGUUGUUCCAAUUACACCUGUUUAGAUGAAUUCAACAACCAAGUGAAGGUAGGGAAUGGAAUUUAUUUUUCAAAUAAUUUUAAUGUCUGUAUUAAAGAUGGAUAUGCUAACUACACUUAUAUUGGUGAUAAACAAUUUGCUGUAAUCUUUAUGUCAAGAGUCAAUCCAAAAAAAAUUAGACAAAGUUCAGAAAUGAUCCCAUGGCAAUAUUUUGUUAUUAAUAAAUCAGAAGAUGUUAGACCAUAUAGAAUUUUAUUACAUGAAAAAAAAUGA